AAGUAAUUCAUCCAUAAGUGCAAAAAAGCUGAUGAUGAAAGACAAAAGCUGAGAUCCUGAUUGUGCUUCUUUCCUGACACUAAAAGGAAUCCCAACAACAAAUCUAGAAUCUGACUCUUCCAAUCAAGAUUCUCUCUCCAUGACCACAGCUGGGGGUUCAUUCCUAUAUCAAUGGUUGAAGGAAACUGGACAAGAGUGAUUUCUCAGUUACCUGAAUAUUGGCUGUGUGUCUGAAGCUCCUGGAACUUUUCUCACUGCAUAUAUACAUUGUACACAAGUGCUUAGCCCCAGCCUGAGAAUUAUUGGAAUCUUCUGGUAAGACAAAUUUGAAUUGCAGGGGGAGUUCUGUUGAGGAAGAUGCAUCCUUUGAGCAAGCUGAUGACUAUCUCAAAACCUCAUAACCUGGCUCAUGAACAAAGUGAGGUCCUGACAGCAAAUACGUCUUGGCAACAGGAAACCAUCCCAGUCGUGGAGACAGAUGACUGUGAGGCCUCUCGUCAGAAAUUCAGGCAUUUCCAGUAUUUGGAAGUGUCUGGGCCUCGUGAAGCCCUGAGCCAACUCUGGGAGCUCAGUCUUCAGUGGCUGAGACCAGAAAUUCAUACAAAGAAGCAGAUUCUAGAGUUAUUGGUGCUGGAGCAGUUCCUGACAAUUCUCCCUGAAGAAGUCAGGACUUGGGUGAAUUUACAACAUCCGAAGAAUAGCAAAGAAGUGGUGAGCCUCAUACAGGAUGUGAUUGAUAUGCUUGAAGAUGAAGGUAUAACCUGUAAGGAUUCUGUCCUACAUCAGAAAGGGAGCUUCAAGAAAGAGAAAAUGGAAGCUGACUUGAUAACAGGCAAAUCCCAGGAACCAGUGAAAUUCAAAGAUGUGGCUGUGGAAUUCAGCAAAGAAGAGUGGGGGCAACUGGACCCUGCUGUAAAGACCCUGUACAGGCAUGUGAUGCUGGAGAACUACAGGAACCUGAAUUCACUGCAUAAAGGAGAGCAUCUACUUUCCAAACCAGUUGAGACCUCCAAGUUGGAGAGUAAGAAAGAAAGUUGGAUAAUGGAGCAAGAAAUCCCAAGAACAGCUGUUGUUGACAGGGAGAGAAUUUCAGAAAAUCAGGAAUUAGUCCCAAAACAGAGGAUUUCUGGAGAAGAAUCAUCCCAUGCAGUGAUUAUGACAAGACUGACCAAAGGUGGACAUUUUCCUUUAGAUGUCUGGAACAGUGAUGACUGGUUAUAUAGGAAUCAGGAACCCUGGGACAUAAAUUUGCCACAAGAAGUUUUCAUUCCUAAUAUAGUCUACGCUGAGGAGGGAGACUUUGAAUAUAGUGAAAAUAAGGUAAGCUCUGAUGUUAAGUCAGUUAACUCAGUUUUUGAUACACAACAGGGAAUUCCUAUGAGAAAGGAUUCCCCAAAGUGUGAUCAGCUUAAAACUAACUUUGAAUUUAAUUUAGACUCAGUAGGUAAGCAGCAUUCAGAAUAUAAUAAGUGUGGAAGUGCCUUGAGCCUGAGUACAGAUAUUCAGCACCCCAAAAGUCAUACCAUAGUGAAUUUCUAUAAAUGUUAUCAGUGUGGAAAGGCCUUCAGCCGCAGUUCAUCCCUCAUUCGACAUCAGAUCAUUCACACAGGAGAGAAACCCUAUAAAUGCAGUGAAUGUGGAAGAUGCUUCAACCGACGUACAAACCUUACUAAGCAUCAAAAAAUUCACGCUGCAACAAAAGCCUGGGAAGGCAAUCAAUGUGGAAAAGCCCUCAGUGAGCAUGAAGGCAGUAAUAAAAAUCCAGGACUCCGUUCUGCAGAUAAUCUCUAUGAAUGUGUUAAGUGUGGAAAAUCCUUCACCCGUAGCUCCUCACUUAUUCGACAUCAAGUGAUUCAUACAGGAGAGAAACCAUUCAAAUGUAAGGAAUGUAAGAAAACCUUUAACAGAAGUUCAAACCUGCUUAAACACCAAAAAAUUCAUACUUGAGA
Molecule: messenger RNA, 1949 nt
Organism: Dama dama (fallow deer)
Lineage: Eukaryota; Metazoa; Chordata; Mammalia; Artiodactyla; Cervidae
Gene: ZNF215
Product: zinc finger protein 215
Exons: 7
Coding region: 358-1947 (529 amino acids)
Biological process (GO): regulation of transcription by RNA polymerase II
Molecular function (GO): RNA polymerase II cis-regulatory region sequence-specific DNA binding; DNA-binding transcription factor activity, RNA polymerase II-specific
Source: RefSeq, a predicted model, not a curated record